UAGUUUUGAAUGGCUUUAUUGUUUUUCGAAGUAUUCUCCACGAAGCACUUAUUCCACUCGUUUGCUGGCAGACCCAAAACGGUAUUUUUGAAUGCGUCAACUGCUUCUUCUGGUGAUUGGAACCUUUGACCACGCAGUCUGUUUUUAAUUUUCGGGAAAGUAAAGAAAUUGUUAGGACUUAGAUCGGGACUAUAUGGAGGAUGGUCCAAUAAUUCCACGUUUU
This is a messenger RNA of Acanthoscelides obtectus, 223 nucleotides long. The record is from the annotation of a GenBank genome assembly. Lineage: Eukaryota; Metazoa; Arthropoda; Insecta; Coleoptera; Chrysomelidae.